AUGGUUGCCAAACGUGGAGGCGCUCAAGAGGCGCUCACCCUUUACGGCGCCGCGCCGAGGCCCGACAAUGGAAAUAAGCAGGGUCGUUCCAUGCAGCUCACGACAAACCUGUUCAAGGCUACUCUCAACCUCAAGGGUCUGAAGAACGUUCAGCUCCUCUCCGUCGAGAUCAAGCCCAUCGACGACCCCGGUGCCGCUCGUCGACCAGGCGCUCGAGAGUCGCUUCCGGUCCGAUUGAAUCGCGAAAUUCUCGUGCAUGCUCUUCAAGAUGCUGCAAAGAACGGUAUCCUCGGUAUUACCCAAGACUUUGCCCGCCUCUUGGGAUACGAUGGUAAGGCGCUUGCCUACACCAUGCGUCCUCUGCCCGCUGACAAGCUCGAGUGGGAGACCACUCUGCCGCCGAAGUCCGACUUGCCACCCGUUCCAGGUGCGCCUGGAGCGGUGGCCCCUCGUCCUCCUGCUGCCCCUGCUGGUGCUGAACGAGACUCAAAGCGCCGCUUUAGGAUCAAACUCGCUUUUGCUCGUAGUAUCGACUUCGGACUCAUUCUCGAGGCUUGCCGCGGUGAUCGACGUGCCAUCAUGGCCCAAGCCGCGAAUCCCGCCGAGCUGAUCCAGGACGGUAUCCAGGCGCUCGACAUUGUGCUGCGUAACAUGCUGCACGACCGUUACCUCUCUGGCACAAGUCAAGCCGCUCAACGUAAGUUCUACGACCCAUCGAAAGCCAUCCCCAUCAGCCAAGGCGCUGAGAUCUGGCCUGGAUUCUUCCAGUCGGCUCGCCCUUGCGCUGCCGGUCUUGUCGUCAACCUCGACCCAGCUUUCUCGGCUUUCGUUGGCGGCGGUGCCUUUGUUGAGGUCGCUGCUAAGCUUCUCAACCUUGGCGGCGGCGGCGGCGGCGGUGGAGGUGAUUUUGGCGGUCGUGGCGGUCGUGGCGGUCGUGGUGGCCGUGGUGGCCGUGGAGGCUUCCGCGGUGGACGUGGCGGAUAUGGUGGCGACUUUGGCGGCGGUGGCACUGCCCUCACUUCACUUACACAGCAAGAUCAACGACAGCUCCGAAUGCGCCUCAAAAACAUUCAGAUUCGCGUUACACAUCGGCCCACCAACAAACUCGAGUCGUUCCAGGGCUUCACCGCUCGUUCAGCCGAAGAGACCAUGUUCGAGACAAAGGAAGGUAAGAGCUACAGCAUCGCUCAAUACUUCCUCGAGAAGUACAACCUUCGUCUCCGCUUCCCCCGCCUUCCCUGCGUACGUAUUGGUACCCAGAGAUCCGCGGUGCCCAUGGAAUUUUGCGUGGUCGUUCCUCAGGGACCCCUCCCAGCUACGAGCCUGACCCCAAUGCAGUCGGCCGAUCAGAUCAAAGUUUCGGCAAUGAAGCCUUCCGACCGCAAGCGCCGCGUUGAAGACAUUCGCCGUGAAGUCGACUACGAUACCAACCCCAUGCUUCAGGGCUGGGGGAUCACUGUCGACCGCCAACCUCUAACGACUGAGGGUCGUGUCAUCGCUGCUCCUGAAGUUGCUUAUGCUCCAGGCUCGCAGCGCCCUCGUGUUGGCGUCGGUUCCUGGAAUCUAGUUGGCGCCAAGUUUGUGACUCCUGGCGCAGAGCUGAUCACAUGCGGUGUCCUUGACUAUAGUCAAGCUCCUCUCGGCGCGGUCCAGGGAUUCAUCGCCGCCCAACUCGAUGCUUGCAAGAAGCUUGGUCUUCGCGUCACCAAUGUCCGACCUCAGAUCGUUAAGCAUCGUCCCGAUCCUUACUUAGUUAAGGAGCACAUGAACGAGCUCGGUAGAUCAGCUUUCGCCGAGGCUAAGCAGAGGAUGGGCGCCGCGAGGAGACCGCCUCCGCCUCAGAUCUUCUUUAUCAUCCUCGAUCAACAAGAUCAGGCCUUCUACAAUUCGGUCAAGAGGGCUGCCGCCCUCGAGCUCAGCACUCCGGUUGCGACGCAGUGUUUCAACGCUCGCAAGGCUUUCAACGAACGCGGGCAAGCCCAGUACGUCGCCAACGUUGCCAUGAAGAUCAACGUAAAGCUCGGCGGCACCAACCACAUUGUUUCUGGCGAGCGCGACUUGCCUCGUUUCGGAAAACAAACGAUGCUUGUGGGCGCCGAUGUUACCCAUCCUGGUCCUGGCUCGGAUAAACCCUCGAUUGCUGGGUCCGUUGCCACCAUCGACGGCGGUGCUAAACGAUACUCGAGCGAAUUGCGCAAGCAGACCAAUCCGCGUGGUGGAGUUGCCCAGGAGGUGAUGCUCCACUCGAAGGGAAUGAUGCUCGGCCACUUGAAGAAGUGGCAGGCUGCCAACCAAGGUCGCUUGCCUGACUCUAUUGUCUUCUUCCGCGACGGUGUCUCUGAGGGACAGUAUCAGGCUGUCCUCGACCACGAGCUUCAGGCGCUCAAAGAUGCCAGCCGAGAGAUCCGCCCUGACGCCAAGAUCAAGGUAACCUUUAUCGUUUGCGGCAAAGGUCAUCACGUUCGCUUCUUCCCCCAAAAUGAGCAAGACGUCGCUGGCGACCGCUCCGGCAACCUUCCUCCUGGCAUCUGCGUCGACAAAGACAUUGUCUCUCCCUUCGGCUUCGAUUUUUACUUGCAGUCGCAGGCGGGUCUCGUCGGUACCGCUCGUCCUUGCCACUACGUUGUCCUCCGCAACGAGAUGGAGUUCUCGAGUGAACACCUUAUCCGCUGCAUCAACUCGCUUUGCUACACCUAUUGCCGCGCGACUCGAUCGGUUUCAAUCGUCCCACCUGCCUACUAUGCUGAUAUCCUCUGCGAGAAGGCUCGAGCCUUUGUCUACGGACCCGAUGAUGGAGAGACUGUCGCCUCUUCCGAGAAAGGUGACAUUGAGAUGCCCGAGAUCAGCGAGCACGAGGCAGGUUCGAUGAUGGCCCACUUUACCAAGUCGCCUACCUUCACCGAUUGCUUGUGGUUCAUGUAG
Molecule: messenger RNA, 2922 nt
Organism: Ustilago hordei
Lineage: Eukaryota; Fungi; Basidiomycota; Ustilaginomycetes; Ustilaginales; Ustilaginaceae
Exons: 1
Coding region: 1-2922 (973 amino acids)
Molecular function (GO): RNA binding; protein binding
Source: RefSeq, a predicted model, not a curated record